AUGAACCCGACUUUCAACCCGGCUAUUGACAUCAAGGAAUCUGUUGAAAUGAACUCGAACGUCAACUAUGCCAAUGAGCACCCUGAUGAGCCCGCCACCAAUGAGUACCCUAUGGGACCCCCCGUCUGGGGUACUACUUGCACAAUUGCUUAA
Malassezia globosa CBS 7966 is the source of this 153-nucleotide messenger RNA. RefSeq lists its product as uncharacterized. The transcript has a single exon. The record is from RefSeq and is a predicted model, not a curated record. Lineage: Eukaryota; Fungi; Basidiomycota; Malasseziomycetes; Malasseziales; Malasseziaceae. Bases 1 to 153 code for a protein of 50 amino acids.